This is a messenger RNA of Papilio xuthus (Asian swallowtail), 2043 nucleotides long. RefSeq names its product esterase E4-like. The record is from RefSeq and is a predicted model, not a curated record. NCBI's taxonomy places the organism in Eukaryota, Metazoa, Arthropoda, Insecta, Lepidoptera, Papilionidae. The transcript has 5 exons. The coding region runs from base 278 to 1876 and encodes 532 amino acids.
ACUUAAAUAACACAAAUUACACCCGAAAAUCCUCAUAUCAAAUGAAGAAACAGCGUAUCGAACGACAAAGAAGGUUUCAAAACCUCUUGUGUGUUCAAUGUAACAACUCCAGCGGUGAAUCGAAGUCACUUGUCUAUAUGACAUAACUAAUACUACUUAGAACAUUCUGCUCAUUGAUAACAGAUUGGAAAUCUGUACCGUUAGUCACGCGCAUUUAAUAAAACAUUGUUGUUUGAAACUUUGAAAAAAUUAUCGUUAUUUGAUAAUUGAUUAAAAAAUGGCAACAGUUGUAAUACAACAAGGCAAACUUCAAGGCAAGAAAUCGUGGAAUGACAAUGGAUUUGAGUACAAUGAGUUUUUGGGAAUACCUUACGCGAAACCACCGCUGGGACCACUAAGGUUUAAGAGUCCCCAACCACCCGAAAAAUGGGAAGGAGUAAGAGAUGCUACAGUAGUCAACAAAAAUAAUGUAGCACUGCAACUUGAUAUGUUCACCAAUCAGGUUAUCGGAAGCGAAGACUGUCUUUAUCUUAACGUAUAUACUCCCAAGAUGCCUGAUGAAGAAUCCAAAUUACUCCCCGUAAUGGUAUUCAUACACGGAGGAGGUUUUGUAGUUGGAAAUGGAAUAUUAGAAGAUGAACAUGGACCUGAUUUUCUUAUAGAACACAAUGUAGUUAUAGUUACUAUCAACUACAGACUUUCUGUUUUAGGAUUUUUGUGCUUAGAUAUAACUGAAGCAGCUGGUAAUAUGGGACUGAAAGAUCAGGUCAAAGCACUUGAGUGGGUGCAAAAUAAUAUAGUACAUUUUAAUGGAGAUAAAAACAAUGUUACUAUAUUUGGAAUAAGUGCUGGUGCUGCAUCUGUUGAAUAUCAUUUAGUGUCACCCAGAGCCGAAGGUUUAUUCCACAAAGCGAUUCUGCAUUCCGGUUCCUGUCUUAAUCAUUGGGCAGUUAAUUAUGAACCAAAGAAGCUAGCAAAUCUAUUGGCCAUAAAGUUAGGUUACAAAAGCUCAUCAGAAGACGUAAACUCUUUAAAAGAAUUUCUUAUAAAUAUCCCUGGAGCAGAUCUAAUGGUGUCUGCUUCUGAAGUAUGCGGAAAUUAUACAACAGAAAAAGGCAGAAUUUUCUUUGGUUUUGUACCAACUAUAGAAAAAGAUUUCUCAAAUGGGGAUUCAUUUCUUACAGACCAUCCGUAUCGCUUACUAAUGCAAGGUCUUUUUAACCACGUACCAAUUAUUAAAGGAUUCUGUAAUCGAGAGGGUUAUUUAACUUAUGUGCUUAAGCCUAAAGCAAUUUUAGACGUCCAAGAGAUUAAAAACUUCACUUCCUAUUGGUCAUUUGACUUAGAUUCAGAUGACAAAAUUGAAUAUAGCGAACAGAUGAAGAAAGCUUAUUCGAUGAACAUAAAACCUGGAGACGAUGAGGACAAAGUUGGAAUAGAUUUCUUCAGUGACUUUGAUUUUGUAUCUGGAAUUUGGACCAGUGGCAAGUUAAUAGCUAGAAAAGGGGUGCCUGUUCGAUUUUAUGAGUUUAAUUAUGAAGGAAAAAUUAACUUUUUUAAAUUAGUCUUUGGUAUAAAUAGAACUGGAACCGCCCACGGGGAUGACCACACUUAUGUUUUGUGCCAUAAAGUCGCAAAGGAGGCACAUGGUCAUGAUUUAGUCAUACGAAACACUAUGUGCCAAAUGUGGACUAAUUUCGCUAAAUCAAGUUGUCCUACACCGUCAGAGAGUAUGAGUGAGCUAAUCGAAUGGCCUGUUUACACAGAAGAUCAUCCUGUAUAUCUGACAAUUGAUAAAAACAUCAAAUUACUAAGAAACUAUGAACCGAAUACAAUGUCUAUAUACGAAGAAAUUUAUGAAAAAUACGAAAAAUAAAUUUAUUUCUAUACAUUCGAUUAAGGUGCAGAUUUAGAAAAAUAUAUGCUUAAUAAAUUUAUGUCAAAUGUUUUAGAACUCAAAAAUUGAUAUUACCUUUCCUCCCAACGCACAUCUAAUCUGUCGGACGAGCAAUACAACAUCUCUUUCAGCCAAUAAAAUUAAAU